AGAUAACUGAGUAAAGAGAGAUGAAGAUCCAAGUUAUGGUGAUGCUGUUGAUGAUCAUGGGUGCUCAAAACACCUAUUCAGAAGAUGAGAAACAAAAAUGUGAAGCGAUAUCUGAUUUACUCAGCAAUGACGUUAUAAUGCCGACGACGAAAUUUUGGAGCCAGGGAAGUAAGGGGAGAGUCCCUGUGAAUGUGGAGGCCUUCGGUGCAGUUGGUGACGGAGUCACAGAUGAUACCCAGGCGUUUCGUGAUGCAUGGGAUAAAGCGUGCUCGUUGAAUAAUGCAGUAUUCCUAGUGCCAGAGCACCGUCGAUAUAAAGUUAACGCUACGAGGUUUCGAGGGCCUUGCGGAGACAGGUUGCUUGUUCAGGUCAGUGGGACCAUUGUAGCUCCUGAGGAGCCCGAGGAUUGGGAUCCGACGAACCCGAGGACUUGGCUCCAUUUCUCAAAUCUUUCAGGUGUCAGGAUCCAGGGAGGUGGGGUUAUCGAUGGCUCGGGCAGUAAAUGGUGGGCUAGUUCCUGCAAGAUCAAUAAGACCAAUCCAUGCAAAGCGGCUCCAACGGCGUUGACGAUUGAUUUGAGCACGGGGGUAAGAGUGAAGGGCAUAACUGUUCAGAGCGCGCAGCAAAUGCAUUUCACAGUUUCCAGGUCGGAAGCUAUAAGAAUCACUGGCGUCAGAGUGCGGUCCCCACGAGACAGCCCGAAUACAGAUGGAAUUCAUAUCGGUGAAUCCACUAAUGUUGUCAUCCAAAACUGCAAAAUUGGGACGGGAGAUGAUUGUAUUUCAAUUGUGAAUGCUAGCUCAAAAAUAAAGAUGAAAAACAUUGAUUGUGGACCCGGGCAUGGAAUCAGCAUAGGGAGCCUUGGUAAGGACAAUUCUACUGCCGCAGUAACUGGUAUCGUCUUGGACACAGCAACACUCACAGGUACUACCAAUGGCCUAAGAAUCAAGACCUGGCAAGGGGGUUCUGGUUAUGUUAGAUCAGUACGCUUCGAAAAUGUCAAGAUGAGUGAUGUAGAGAACCCGAUCAUUAUCGACCAAUUUUAUUGUGAUUCGCCAGUUUCGUGCAAGAAUCAGACAUCAGCUGUGAAGAUCAGCCAGGUCAUAUACAGAAACAUCAGCGGCACCUCGAAGAAUUCGAAGGCCAUGAAGUUUGCUUGCAGCGACACAGUACCCUGCAGCGGGAUUGUAUUGAACAACAUCAACCUAGAGAGAGAGAAUGGCAGCUUGGAGACCUUCUGCAAUUGCGCCAUGGGGUUUGAUUUCGGAGUUGUGAGGCCUGCAGCAGAUUGCCUGAAAAAUGAUAAGAACUCGCGUUGUGAUGCGAAUUCGCAGGACAGCGAUCAAAAGCUAAUUCACACAGAGCUAUGAUCGUGUGCUGAUACGUUCAUUAUCUGUAAUUGUCCUCGUGGCGUAAUUUGCCUAUAUAGUUACUAGAUUGGCACCUCCAAAGAAAUUUUAGUAAAAUAGCAAAAGUAUAUAUUGAGUACAUCUAUUUUGUUUCGUC
Asparagus officinalis (garden asparagus) is the source of this 1506-nucleotide messenger RNA. RefSeq names its product probable polygalacturonase At1g80170. Bases 21 to 1370 code for a protein of 449 amino acids. Gene Ontology annotation, molecular function: polygalacturonase activity. Gene Ontology annotation, biological process: carbohydrate metabolic process. The record is from RefSeq and is a predicted model, not a curated record. The transcript has 9 exons. NCBI's taxonomy places the organism in Eukaryota, Viridiplantae, Streptophyta, Magnoliopsida, Asparagales, Asparagaceae.